GCCACGCAGCGGUGACUGCCAGUGGAAAAGAAAAAGUCAUUAGUCAUACGAGUUUCUGCAGCGUUCCAACUCUCACCGGGUGGUUUUCCUGCGUCCUCUGGGAUGAGUAUAAAAAAGGCCAGCGACAAGACGGUCGGCAUCUUCCACAAAAAACACUCAAUUGAACGAAAGCUGAACUUUGAUCUGCUGACAACAUGAAAGUACUUUGGUGUCUUCUUGCGCUCUGCUACUGCUUCUCAUUGGCCGGCGGCACCGACAUGACACUGGAGAGGAGAAAACUGGUAGAAGUCUUGCAGCAGCUCGGCGAAGUCCAAGACUCCCUGCAGCACAGAGAGCUGCUGGUGAACACGCCGCCACGGAAUAUCGAGGACUGCUGCUGUCUUUCUGCGCUACGAUGCUUCCGAGCCAACCUGCAGGUACAAUUUAACGUGACGGAACGAAAACAGGAGAAGUUCUACAGGAGCCUCAAGCAUCCCAUCACUGAGCGAGGCCUGGACUUCUGUAGGUCAGGAAAGGCGGUGCCUAACUGCAAAACCUGUGAGUCGCAUCCCAAGGAAAACGCUCAGGAAUUCGUCAACAGACUGAGGUCUCUUAUUCAAAGGGCCAUCAGCAGACUGAGCCAGAACUGAUCAGAAGGGAAAAAAGUUCCAAGAAGAACCCCAGAAGACACUAUACUGAGGCGCCACCCAAGCAUUCUAAUUUAUUUAUUUAUUACAUACGGUUUCUGAGAAAAAGCUGCUCUGCCGCCCCCUGCUGGUGGGUGUAGCAUUUUGGUUUUCUUAAUAAGUUA
This is a messenger RNA of Doryrhamphus excisus (bluestripe pipefish), 790 nucleotides long. It is a transcript of the gene il21, whose product is annotated as interleukin 21. Gene Ontology annotation, biological process: immune response. Gene Ontology annotation, molecular function: cytokine receptor binding. The record is from RefSeq and is a predicted model, not a curated record. Lineage: Eukaryota; Metazoa; Chordata; Actinopteri; Syngnathiformes; Syngnathidae. Gene Ontology annotation, cellular component: extracellular region.